Molecule: messenger RNA, 2555 nt
Organism: Bombina bombina (fire-bellied toad)
Lineage: Eukaryota; Metazoa; Chordata; Amphibia; Anura; Bombinatoridae
Gene: CSNK2A1
Product: casein kinase 2 alpha 1
Biological process (GO): protein phosphorylation
Cellular component (GO): protein kinase CK2 complex; nucleus; cytosol
Molecular function (GO): protein serine/threonine kinase activity; ATP binding
Source: RefSeq, a predicted model, not a curated record
CCGACCACCGCAGCGGGCAAAGUGUAUUUCCGCUUCCUAUCAGCCUCGUUGUGGUCCCUGCGGCUGGCGGCUGUGUGGCUCCGCCAUAUUGUCUGUGUGAUCCCGGCGGGAGCGGCGGCCGCGGAAGCGGGAGGAGCAGUGACAAAUUCCUGUCUGCUUCCUACCGUUCGUGGCUUUUCAAUUUCUAUCUGUGGCCGCCAACUGCUCAGCUAUGUCGGGACCUGUGCCAAGUCGGGCCCGUGUAUACACGGAUGUGAACACACACAGACCCCGUGAAUAUUGGGACUAUGAAUCACACGUGGUAGAAUGGGGAAACCAGGAUGAUUAUCAGCUUGUGAGAAAGCUAGGUCGAGGCAAAUAUAGUGAAGUCUUUGAAGCCAUUAAUAUCACAAAUAAUGAGAAGGUGGUUGUGAAAAUUCUAAAGCCUGUGAAGAAGAAGAAAAUUAAGCGUGAGAUCAAGAUUCUGGAAAACUUGCGGGGAGGGCCAAACAUCAUUACUCUUGCAGACAUAGUAAAAGACCCAGUGGUUAAUCCCCGGACGCCGGCUCUGGUUUUCGAACAUGUGAACAAUACAGAUUUCAAGCAGUUGUAUCAGACUCUCACAGAUUACGAUAUUAGAUUCUACAUGUAUGAGAUAUUAAAGGCUCUGGACUAUUGUCACAGUAUGGGCAUAAUGCAUAGAGAUGUAAAGCCUCACAAUGUUAUGAUUGAUCAUGAACACAGAAAGCUGCGUCUUAUAGACUGGGGUCUGGCUGAGUUUUAUCAUCCUGGGCAGGAGUACAAUGUGAGAGUUGCCUCCAGAUACUUCAAAGGACCUGAGCUCCUUGUAGAUUAUCAGAUGUAUGACUAUAGUCUGGACAUGUGGAGCUUGGGCUGCAUGCUGGCCAGUAUGAUCUUCAGGAAGGAGCCAUUCUUCCAUGGACAUGACAACUAUGACCAGUUGGUGAGAAUAGCCAAAGUUCUGGGAACUGAAGAUCUGUAUGAUUAUAUUGACAAAUACAACAUUGAACUUGAUCCUCGCUUCAAUGACAUACUUGGCAGGCAUUCUCGAAAACGAUGGGAACGCUUUGUACACAGUGAAAACCAGCACCUGGUAAGUCCAGAGGCUUUGGACUUUCUUGAUAAACUGCUGCGGUAUGACCACCAGACACGACUUACUGCUCGUGAAGCCAUGGACCACCCAUACUUCUACCCAAUUGUGAAGGACCAGUCCCGAAUGGGCCCCUCCAAUCUGCCCAGUGGUAGCACCCCAGUCAGCAGCGCCAGUAUGAUGUCAGGUCAGUCCCUGCUUGGCCGCAGUGUUCGUGACAAGGCAGGAAUCUCUUCGGUGCCAACCCCCUCAUCCCUGGGCCCACUAGCUGGAUCACCUGUCAUCUCUGCUACAAACACCUUGGGGACGCCUGUCGCUGCUGCUGGAGCCCCCCAAUAGGAAAUUGUUUUUUUCUCCUGGCGCCAGGUUGGGGGGGACUACAAGGGGGAACAAGCAGAUUUAGGGCCACCCUUCUUGACUCAUCUCCCACCUGACACGGCUGAAGGGAACUGCCCAUUGAGAGAGGAAGACACCCCUCAAAGCGCCGUGUCUGAGCAGUUGCUUGUGGAUUUAUAGUAGUUCUGUCAUAUAUAUAUAUAUAAAAAAAUAUUAUAGGCUGAAUUUUUUUUCUACUUUUGGUAUGGCUCCUGCCCUUGGGGGGAGGGGGGUUGGGGCACAGCUCCUGAUGGAGGUCUGUCCUUGGGAGGGGCACUUGCUAGUGCUUUACCCUCUGGGGUGGCAUGGCAUCAGUCUGCCAGUGUCCAUUCUUGGAGGUAUGAUUGAUAGAUAUAUAAUUUUCUAUUUCUUUUAAAUGUUACCAUUCCUCUUUGUUCCAGCCAAAAAGUUUUGGUUUCCUCCAAGUGUGUUUUUUUAAUUUAAUUUCAAAGCCAAUACCAUUGUUUUCAUUUGUGAACCUUGAUCUUCAUGUUAUUGAUUUUGACUGUUUUUCAUCGACAUUGGCACCAUACACAAUUGUCCCCCUCCUUGUGAUGCUUCUCCUGUUUCACCCCAUCAAAAUUUUUAAUUUUGUUGUCUCUUGUUUGUGGAGACACUAGGUGAAUUAAUUAGAACUCCUUGUUACUUUAAUUCAGUCAUUUUGAGAGGUAAAUUUUAUUAUAAAAAAAUGAGGAAUGGCAAGAUCUAAAAUUGUUUGUGUGAGUAAUGGCUGUCCUGGUCACACCUAUCUUACCAUCUACCCCCCCCUCCCCCAAUUAAGUAUAUCACAAUGAUUUCCAAUACACUGUAUGAAUUGCAAGCCACUUGCUACAACUCGCCUCCCCCAGAAGGGAGCCUGUCUGAGUAACUACUCUUGGUAGGGAGCGGUCCAGUGACUCCCCCUUAGUCACACUUUCCCUCCCCCAAGCAGGGGACAGCCCCAGUGAUUUGCCAUUAGUCACACUUCCUCAUGCCCCUGAAGGGUGUGGUCCCAGUGGCCCCUCCCAGACAUGCUUUUUCCUUCACAUGUGACAGAUCUAAUGUUGGAAUUAUUUGGUGUAAAUAAACAUGGUUUUAUUUAUCAAGGUGA